Molecule: messenger RNA, 3303 nt
Organism: Cynocephalus volans (Philippine flying lemur)
Lineage: Eukaryota; Metazoa; Chordata; Mammalia; Dermoptera; Cynocephalidae
Gene: EPS15L1
Product: epidermal growth factor receptor pathway substrate 15 like 1
Exons: 24
Coding region: 25-2754 (909 amino acids)
Biological process (GO): endosomal transport; endocytosis
Cellular component (GO): plasma membrane; clathrin coat of coated pit; cytoplasm
Molecular function (GO): cadherin binding; calcium ion binding
Source: RefSeq, a predicted model, not a curated record
CUCGGAGCCCGAGUCCGCGGGAAGAUGGCGGCGCCGCUCAUCCCCCUCUCCCAGCAGAUUCCCACUGGAAAUCCAUUAUAUGAAUCUUAUUACAAGCAGGUCGAUCCCGCAUACACAGGGAGAGUUGGGGCGAGUGAAGCCGCUCUUUUUCUAAAGAAGUCUGGGCUCUCCGACGUUAUCCUUGGAAAGAUAUGGGACUUGGCUGACCCAGAAGGUAAAGGGUUCUUGGACAAACAGGGUUUCUACGUUGCACUGAGACUGGUGGCCUGUGCCCAGAGUGGCCACGAUGUUACCUUGAGCAGUCUGAAUCUGAACAUGCCGCCACCAAAAUUCCACGACACCAGCAGCCCUCUGAUGGUCACGCCGCCCUCUGCAGAGGCCCACUGGGCUGUGAGGGUGGAAGAAAAGGCAAAAUUUGAUGGGAUUUUUGAAAGCCUCUUACCCAUCAAUGGUUUGCUAUCUGGAGACAAAGUCAAGCCGGUCCUCAUGAACUCAAAGCUACCUCUUGAUGUCCUGGGCAGGGUCUGGGACCUCAGUGACAUCGACAAGGACGGGCACCUGGACCGGGAUGAGUUCGCUGUGGCUAUGCACUUGGUGUACCGAGCCCUCGAGAAGGAGCCUGUGCCCUCCAUCCUGCCCCCGUCCCUCAUCCCGCCCUCCAAGAGAAAGAAGACUGUGUUCCCUGGUGCUGUGCCUGUCCUGCCUGCCAGCCCUCCACCAAAGGACAGCCUCCGCUCCACGCCGUCCCAUGGCAGCGUCAGCAGCCUCAACAGCACGGGCAGCUUAUCCCCCAAGCACAGCAUCAAGCAAACACAGCCAAUCGUAAACUGGGUGGUGCCUGUGGCAGACAAGAUGCGAUUUGACGAGAUAUUCCUGAAGACUGACCUGGACCUGGAUGGCUACGUGAGUGGCCAGGAGGUGAAGGAGAUCUUCAUGCACUCAGGCCUCACCCAGAACCUUCUAGCACACAUCUGGGCCCUGGCCGAUACGAGGCAAACGGGGAAGUUAAGCAAAGACCAAUUCGCGUUAGCUAUGUAUUUCAUUCAGCAGAAGGUCAGUAAAGGCAUCGACCCCCCUCAAGGCCUCUCACCGGACAUGGUCCCGCCCUCAGAGAGAGGCACUCCCGUCCCGGACAGUUCAAGUUCUCUUGGCUCGGGGGAAUUCACGGGUGUGAAAGAGCUUGAUGAUAUCAGCCAAGAGAUUGCUCAAUUACAAAGAGAGAAAUUCUCACUGGAACAAGACAUUAGGGAAAAGGAAGAGGCAAUCAGACAGAAAACCAAUGAAGUACAGGAAUUACAAAAUGAUCUAGACCGGGAAACGAACAGUUUGCAAGAGCUGGAAGCUCAGAAACAAGAUGCUCAAGACCGCCUAGAUGAAAUGGACCAGCAGAAGGCCAAGCUCCGGGACAUGCUGAGUGACGUCCGGCAGAAAUGCCAGGAUGAGACCCAGAUGAUCUCGUCAUUGAAAACACAAAUCCAGUCUCAGGAAUCUGACUUAAAGUCCCAGGAGGAUGAUCUGAACCGGGCCAAGUCAGAGCUGAAUCGAUUGCAGCAGGAAGAGACCCAGCUGGAGCAGAGCAUUCAGGCGGGCAGAGUGCAGCUGGAGACCAUCAUCAGGUCUCUGAAAUCAACACAAGACGAGAUCAAUCAGGCAAGAAGCAAGCUCUCCCAGCUGCACGAGAGCCACCAGGAGGCCCACAGGAGCCUGGAGCAAUAUGACCAGGUGCUUGACGGGGCCCACGGCGCCAGCCUGCCUGACCUGGCCCACCUCAGCGAAGGUGUCUCCCUGGCGGAGAGGGGCGGCUUUGGAGCCAUGGACGACCCUUUCAAAAACAAAGCCUUGUUAUUCAGCAACAACACACAAGAACUGCACCCGGAUCCUUUCCAGGUGGAAGACCCCUUCAAAUCCGACCCCUUCAAAGGAGCUGACCCCUUCAAAGGUGACCCAUUCCAGAACGACCCCUUUGCAGAGCAACAGACAGCUUCGACAGAUCCAUUUGGAGGGGAUCCUUUUAAAGAAAGUGACCCGUUCCAUGGCUCUGCCACUGAUGACUUCUUCAAGAAACAGUCAAAGAAUGACCCGUUUACCUCAGACCCGUUCACGAAAAACCCAUCCUUACCUUCAAAGCUCGACCCCUUUGAAUCCAGUGAUCCCUUUUCAUCCUCCAGUGUUUCCUCGAAAGGAUCAGAUCCGUUUGGAACCUUAGACCCCUUCGGAAGUGGGUCCUUCAAUAGUGCUGAGGGCUUUGCUGACUUCAGCCAGAUGUCUAAGCCCCCAACUUCUGGCCCUUUCACCUCCUUGGGAGGGGCAGCAUUCUCAGAUGACCCCUUUAAAAGUAAACAGGACACUCCUGCUCUGCCUCCGAAGAAGCCUGCUCCUCCACGGCCUAAACCGCCCAGUGGUAAAAGUACACCUGUAAGCCAGCUUGGUUCUGCAGACUUUCCCGAGCCCCCUGAUCCAUUCCAGCCACUUGGGGCUGACAACGGCGACCCAUUCCAAAAUAAAAAGGGGUUUGGGGACCCGUUUAGUGGAAAAGAUCCAUUUGUCCCCUCCUCUUCAGCUAAACCUUCUAAGGCCUCUUCCUCGGGCUUUGCAGACUUCACCUCUUUUGGCAAUGAGGAGCAGCAGCUGGCAUGGGCCAAGCGGGAAAGCGAGAAGGCGGAGCAGGAGAGGCUGGCACGGCUGCGGCGGCAGGAGCAGGAGGACCUGGAGCUGGCCAUCGCUCUCAGCAAGGCUGACAUGCCGGCCGCCUAGGCACAGGCCCUGUGCAGGCGACAGGGCACAAGGGUUGGCCAGAGGAGAAAGUGCACACGUCUCUCUCUCCAUCCACACACACAUACACUCAGAGCAUCCCCAGCUCACCAACGUGACAUGCCACAGCCACCGCAGGUCAAGGGCUAAGGCUUUGGGGGGCUUGUUCAGGGUAAGCAGAUGCAGCUCACCCCUGUGGGCAAGAAACAUGGGUGGAAAGGCCUGGAAAGGCCACACUUCUCCUGGGGGAGCCCCUCGCAUGGGCAUCUGCCACCGUAGGUCCAUCUCUGCUGUGCCAUCCCCUGUGGGGUGACCUUGUCCAGCUGUUCCUUCUAGAAUGCACACAGGACAGAUGGACAGCUGAGGAGAGGAAGCGCCCGGAGCCUCCUUGCCUUGUCCCCUCUCAAAGCUGCAGAUGAGCCCCACCUACCACCCAGGGCGCACUACCCCCAGCCCCUACCUACAUCACUGAGACCCACUCCCCCAUGAUGUAUGCAUUCGUUGUAUAAAAAUGAAGUUUGAAUGAUUAAUAUAAAAUAUUUUAAUACAAAA